GAAUCAGACCAUGUUUAGCUACUGUAUAUCCUUUGGUCACACUUGCUGAUAGGAUGGAGGAUGCUGUGGGAACUCAAUGGAGCCUUGUGUAUUACUGAAAUGUUUGUCGCUCGAAGUAUUGCAGCGGACCACAAGGAUCUUAUUCAUGAUGUUUCAUAUGAUUUCCAUGGCCGGAGAAUGGCAACUUGCUCUAGUGACCAAAGUGUCAAGGUGUGGGACAAGAGUGACAACGGAGAGUGGAACUGCACUGCCAGCUGGAAGACCCAUAGUGGAUCAGUAUGGAGGGUGACCUGGGCCCAUCCAGAGUUUGGUCAGGUGCUGGCCUCCUGCUCCUUUGACAGGACCGCUGCUGUGUGGGAGGAGAUCGUUGGGGAGUCCAAUGACAAACAGCGAGGACUCAGUCACUGGAUCAAGAGGACCACUCUGGUGGACAGCAGAACGUCGGUGACUGACGUGAAGUUUGCUCCUAAACACAUGGGUCUGAUGCUGACCACGUGCUCAGCAGAUGGGGUUAUGAGGGUCUACGAGGCUCCAGACGUGAUGAACCUCAGCCAGUGGUCCCUGCAGCAGGAGAUCUCCUCUAAACUCAGCUGCUCCUGUAUCUCCUGGAGCCCCUCCAGCUCCCGUGCCCACGCCCCCAUGAUAGCAGUGGGCUCUGAUGACAGCAACACAGCAUACAGCGGGAAAGUUCACAUCUAUGAAUACAUUGAAAACACAAGGAAGUAUGCUAAGGCAGAAAAUAUGAUGACGGUGACAGAUCCAGUCCACGACAUUGCCUUUGCUCCCAACUUGGGACGCUCUUUUCACGUGCUCGCCAUCGCCACCAAAGACGUACGCAUCUUCAAGCUGAUACCACUGAGGAAAGAGUCUGCAGCGGGGUCGUCUGGUCCCACUAAGCUGCAGGUUCAGAUCCUGGCCCAGUUUGACAACCACAACUCCCAGGUGUGGAGAGUCUCCUGGAACAUCAGCAGCACCCUGCUUGCCUCCUCGGGGGAUGAUGGCUGUGUCCGGCUCUGGAAAGCCAACUACAUGGAUAACUGGAAAUGUACAGCCAUCCUGAGAGGAGAUGGUAGCCCAGUGACGGGCUCGUCCAGUCAGGCUGCAGUCCCCAGCACAGCAGGGGGACCACAACAUGUCCUGCUGCAAGCGUCCUCCGCUGGAAGAAAGAAAGCUCAGCUGAUACCUGGCUAACGGAGUGGCUUGAUGCUGCUGCUUGUUGCAUGAACACACACACACACACACACACACACACACACAGAGGAAUGUAAAGGGAACUCCUUCACCCUGCAGACCAACCUCCCAGAAACACCUCUGAACCCUUUUUUAUGCUAAUCAAGAACCACACUGACUCCUAGAUCAGGGUUCUAGAUCAAAGUUCCAAGGUGGGUUUUAUGUCAAUAUUGACUGUUAUGCUACUGAAUGAAGUAUCCUGUUGGGGUGUAUCCGACUGGUUGGGGCAUUAUCUGAUAUUUUGCUGUAGAACUACAUGGGAGUAUGGGUUUAGGUGUGGUGAGAGAGAGAGAGAGAGAGAGAGAGAGAGGGAACCACUGGUGACAUUGCUGUGGGUUCUAAGACAUAAUGGGUGGGUUUAGGUGUGGUGAGAGAGGGAACCACUGGUGACAUUGUGGUGGGUUCUAAGACAUAAUGGGUGGGUUUAGGUGUGGUGAGAGAGGGAACAACUGGUGACAUUGCUGUGGGUUCUAAGACAUCAUGGGUGGGUUUAGGUGUGGUGAAAGAGGGAACAACUGGUGACAUUGUGGUGGGUUCUAAGACAUAAUGGGUGGGUUUAGAGUAACUUUACAAAAAUGUCUCGGUUUCCCAGAAAUCCAGGUUGGAACAUUCUUGGAAUUAGGAGAGAAUAAGCAGGAAAUCCCAGAACUUUUUUUUCCUUGAAAACCAGGAAACUUGCAACCCCAGAGUUUUGCAACCUUAAGUGGGUUCUAGUGAGUUCUAGGUAAUAUUUUGGAGGGUUCUGCAUAAUGUAAAUUACCCUGUGGUUCUGCCUGGUGGAUGAGGUAGUUCUGCCUGGUGAAUGAGGUGGUUCUGCCUGACUGACUGACUGGUGGAUGAGGUGGUUCUGACUGACUGGUGGAUGAGGUGGUUCUGACUGACUGGUGGAUGAGGUGGUUCUGCCUGACUGGUGGAUGAGGUGGUUCUGCCUGACUGACUGACUGGUGGAUGAGGUGGUUCUGACUGACUGGUGGAUGAGGUGGUUCUGACUGACUGGUGGAUGAGGUGGUUCUGACUGACUGGUGGAUGAGGUGGUUCUGACUGACUGACUGGUGGAUGAGGUGGUUCUGACUGACUGGUGGAUGAGGUGGUUCUGACUGACUGGUGGAUGAGGUGGUUCUGACUGACUGGUGGAUGAGGUGGUUCUUACUGACUGGUGGAUGAGGUGGUUCUGCCUGACUGACUGACUGGUGGAUGAGGUGGUUCUAACUGCUGGAUGAGGUGGUUCUGACUGACUGGUGGAUGAGGUGGUUCUGCCUGGCUGACUGACUGGUGGAUGAGGUGGUUCUGACUGGUGGAUGAGGUGGUUCUGACUGGUGGAUGAGGUGGUUCUGCCUGGCUGACUGACUGGUGGAUGAGGUGGUUCUGACUGGUGGAUGAGGUGGUUCUGACUGGUGGAUGAGGUGGUUCUGCCUGGCUGACUGACUGGUGGAUGAGGUGGUUCUGACUGGUGGAUGAGGUGGUUCUGCCUGGCUGACUGACUGGUGGAUGAGGUGGUUCUGCCUGGCUGACUGACUGGUGGAUGAGGUGGUUCUGCCUGGUGGAUGAGGUGGUUCUGCCUGGCUGACUGACUGGUGGAUGAGGUGGUUCUGCCUGGCUGACUGACUGGUGGAUGAGGUGGUUCUGCCUGGCUGACUGACUGGUGGAUGAGGUGGUUCUGCCUGGCUGACUGACUGGUGGAUGAGGUGGUUCUGCCUGGUGGAUGAGGUGGUUCUGCCUGGCUGACUGGUGGAUGAGAAGACGACGUCUGAGACUGACGUUAAAAUCUUUGGGGCGAUGAAUAAUUUAUGAAAAACAAUUAAUUCUGUAUAAUAAAGUUUGUUUAAUCCAGUG
Messenger RNA from Oncorhynchus masou masou (cherry salmon), 3063 nucleotides. RefSeq names its product SEH1-like (S. cerevisiae) (gene seh1l). Gene Ontology annotation, molecular function: structural molecule activity; protein binding. The transcript is spliced from 10 exons. Gene Ontology annotation, cellular component: nuclear pore outer ring; Seh1-associated complex. Bases 61 to 1191 code for a protein of 376 amino acids. NCBI's taxonomy places the organism in Eukaryota, Metazoa, Chordata, Actinopteri, Salmoniformes, Salmonidae. Gene Ontology annotation, biological process: cellular response to amino acid starvation; positive regulation of TORC1 signaling. The record is from RefSeq and is a predicted model, not a curated record.